AUAGCUCAGUACAUUUCUGAACUACUGACACCCAUUGUGUUUUUGUCUUUGAGAAAAUAAAUCCUAUUAUUGGUCAUUUAGUAAUAUUUGUAAACAUAGUACUUCAUUUCCAGGGGCUUAAUUCAUAAGCAAUCUCACCCUUUCUUGUCAUUUUAUUUCAGGAUGUCUAAACUUGAACGUUUGAAUGCUCGAGUGGCCAAACUGUUGAAUGAAGCUGUGCAGGAGGUUCUGGAGGUGGUGAAGGAGACCGUGUUGGAGUACCAGGACAAAACUUCCCGAACACAGAGAGAGAAUGAGAGUUUGAAGAGAAGACUGCAGGAGCUUCAGGAACACUUAACAAGAGAUAGCAUAGCUUCUCCUGAAAUAAGUUCAUUACCUCAAGAAAAGGAUACCGCGCACCAUCAAGAGCAGGAGUCCAGCCUCACUUUGAGGUGUAAGGCAGAAGUAUCCCUCACAGACCAAAACAAUGAAAUGGGCCACACGUUUGACAACGAGGGAAAGCGGGGCGGAAACCAUCAGGAAAGCUACAAUAACGUUAAACCACAGUCUGAGUGCAACACAGCACAAGCAACAGAACAUUGCAAAGCACAAAGCGAGGAGGAUGCACAGAUUGUUAAGGAGGAAAUGACUGUCCACGUGUCACAGAGUGCAAACAGGAAUGUCAAUUCUGCCUCAUCAAAUUUUGCGUCUAUCCCACUUUCUCAAACCUCACAUGGGCUGAACCUGGCUGUCAUCAAAACAGAACCAACAGACUUAGCAGCAUCAGAGCAGCCAUCGGAUCAGGAACAGUACAGUGGAUGUGUAGAUUUGAGCAGCAACUCUUCACAUUUCAACUCUGCUGAGAAACAAAGGUCCCAAGUUAGCACUGAAUCUCAUGGACGAGUCUUUUUCCACUCAAAUCAUGCCGUACCGAGGAGGCAUGGAUUCACAAAAACCCACAAGGCUGCUUUUGAUGCAAGAAAACUGAGAAUGGAGCACUUUAGCAGGGAGGAAACACACUUGUGUGUUGUUUGUGGAAAGUCUUUCAGCAGGGUUGGGAACUUAAGGAUCCACCUGCGGUGCCAUACAGGGGAGAAGCCGUAUGGCUGCAUACAGUGUGGGAGACGUUUUAGUCAGGCAGGGGACCUGAAAAAACACAAGAGGGUCCACACAGGGGAGAAACCUUACUACUGCAGCCAGUGUGGAAAGAGCUUCAGCCGGGGGGAGAACCUGAAAAGACACCAGAAGAUCCACAUCGGAGAGAUUUUACAGUUACAGCAAGUGUGGAGGGAACAGCAGCAAUGAUGGUUAAACUAGACUCACUGCCAAUCAGAACGCCUACUUUCUGGAGAAUAUGUGAAGGAAUAUUUUUGCUCUCUGAAUUUUAUUUAGAAAUAUUUGCAGCGUAUUUAAUUUAUAAAAGCUCCUGUAAAGCAUUUGGAAUUGUUUAAAGAAGUUACUGAAAGUUGUGGUACGUAGCCCGUUGUUUGCCACUUACAGUAGUCCGCCCCUUAAUAAUUUAUACAGGGCCACAACAGGCAAGCACUUAACCAAAGAGGCUGACUCGCUACAUAUACUGAUACACAAAUAUAAAAGCAUCAUGUCAUAUUCUGAACUGACGUCAGCCUAAUGUUCUAUUUGGCCGAUGAGAUUUGUUUCUCUAUCAAAACUCAAACCAACCAGUGCUAUGAUCAGCUGACCUGAACAUCAACAGGUCUGUGUAAACCUUUUAAAAGAGGCAUGGGUAAACUGCAAAAAAAAAAACAUUAAUAUAUAGCUCUUUUCAGAUAAUGUUUUUAUUGACAUGCAUCGUAGCAUCAACAAAAAUGAGAAGAAAAAUGUUUUCGAUAUUUGCUCUUUAAAGGUAUAUUGGUGCAUCUGUACUACUAAAGAGAGGGUUGAAGAAUCGUAACAUGACAGUGUGUUGCAUAGUGUAACACCUCUUUGGGUCAUGUGUUAAACCAUAUCUUUUAAGAUAAGUAUGUAAACCUAAUGACAAAUACUGAUUUAUUUUUAAAAUCAGAAUAACAGCAUGAUUGUCUUUGAUUUCCCCUGAUUGUCUGGAAUGAUUGGUGCUUGUUGGAUGCUGGAUAUCUUUAUUGCAGAUUAAUAUAGAAUAAAAUGGAAGCAGGUGUUUGUAGAGCAAAAACAAUAAACUCAGUUAGUUCCACUACAAA
Molecule: messenger RNA, 2156 nt
Organism: Labrus mixtus (cuckoo wrasse)
Lineage: Eukaryota; Metazoa; Chordata; Actinopteri; Labriformes; Labridae
Product: zinc finger and SCAN domain-containing protein 20-like
Exons: 2
Coding region: 163-1284 (373 amino acids)
Biological process (GO): regulation of transcription by RNA polymerase II
Molecular function (GO): DNA-binding transcription factor activity; RNA polymerase II cis-regulatory region sequence-specific DNA binding
Source: RefSeq, a predicted model, not a curated record